UAAUGAAGCAAAAAAAUAAGCAGACAAUCGCUUAAAGCCAAACAAAGGAAGAAAAACAAAAGCCUGACAAAGCAGAGGUCAACGAAAGACGCCAAAAACAGACGGUUGCUGCCAAAACAAAACCGGACUCGAUAGAACGCAACUCCUCAGUCGCUGAGGCAGUCUCGCUACGGCAAUAUCUACCAACUCCGAAGGACGACGUCAUCCUCCAGGGGACAGACUGUUGGCGUCCGUGUCCGUGUCGCAAACGUUGACGUCGUUAGAGUUGUUAACCAGGAACAAUAAUUGAUAUGGAAGUGUCAGGAUCCAGACCAGUAAGGAGGCCCAGAAGUUUUUGGAAAUGGUCAUAGAUGAAGAUAUAGACAUGAUAGAUCUUCAGGCAAAGUGCUCGAGACAAACAAUGGGAGAGAACUCAUUUUACAUUUAACCCUUCAAAGGGAAAUCUCAACUUAUAAAGGAUGAAGAUGCAUCUGCAUGCAUCGAUUUUUGCUAUCUAGAGUUUACAGUAGCCGUUGUCAAGCUUGUAAAAGAGGAAUCACAACAACUCUAAAAGUAUGGGAAGAAAUAAAAAGAUUUUGCCCUUCAAGCAAAAAUUAUCAGCUAAUAUCUCCAGAGACAAGUCUCUUCAUUAGUACAAGGCAUCAUCCCCCAUUUUUUGAUAGGGUUGAUUCCACAGAGACUUCAGUUUCAGAGAUACCAGCUUCUGCAAGUUACAAAGUGAUCAUCAUGGAUCCUGCAGUCAAGAAUGUGAAUGAAAAGAAGGCAAAACGUGUUCGGAAGUUUUCGUCUCCACUCCGUCCGUCAUGUUCAAAAAAGAAGGCUAAAGGUUGCGCCGGUGAAAUUUCUUCUUCUGCUGAGCCCCUUUUAAUUUGUUUAGAUGACAUACCUUUACCUUCAAACUCCCAAACAGUGGCCAAAAGCACAAUUCCAUCGUUUGACUUCAUUCCUCUGCCAGCAAGUCCCCCUCCCCUUCCACCCCCAUUGCCAACCCCGCCUCCUCCUCCAGAUCAUUCAGAAAUGGAUGAAAUCUUAGAGGAUUUUUUUGUUAUUGAUGCUACAGCAUCAGGGACUUUGUUUCCAAUUCCGCUGCCUCCCAGCUACGUGUUGAAUAGACAUGAGGACCCGAGAGCAGCUAGCAGAACUUCAGGCAAUGCAACUGACUCUCCUGGUGAGGUUAUUGAACCUGAUGAGGUUUCGGUGGUUUGUAAUAGUGACUGUCUUUUACCUGACCAGUUUAAAAAUAUUAAUCUAGUUGAUAUUAGUAAAGAGUCAGAACAAAGUCCAGGGAAGUCAGCAGAUACCAGCCAAGUAGACAUUGUUUUUGAGGGGCACUGGCCUUGGGUGGUCAAGUCAACAGUAGAACCACUCAAGAGAAAGAAGCAACAGCUUUUACGUGGUAAGAAAAGUCCAAUCGAGCAACAAGUUAGAAAUUGCCACCACAAUGCAAAUCGUGGCUUAAAGCCUUUGGAGAAGAGUCCAGAGCCAGAAAUAGUGUCGCCUGUAAAUACGUCGCAGCCAGACAUCAUCACACUAGACCCUACUACAAGUUCCCUUUUGGACAGAAUGAAUCCUGAGUUUAUAAGGUUCAAUGUAAGCCAGGAUGUGAGUUUAGAAGAUGCUGAUAUCAUUACCCUAGACUCUCCAACAAAAAAAGAGAGAAAGUCAAAAAAGCUGAAGAAAAAGGCAAGGAAAGAAAAGAACAAACUUUUGGGGAGUAAGUUGGAUGAUGAAAUAGCGGACCACUUGAAGGUUUUACGCCAGCAAGCAAGCUCAAGCUCCCAGAAUAUGAAUGUAGUAGAUCCAGAUAUUGUGGACAUUGAUGAUGACAGUCAUCCCAUCAGUUACUGUACGAAAGGUAACAACCAAGUGAAUGUGGAAGUAGUUGAUAUAGAUGAUUCCGAUGAUGAAGUUAUAAAUACACCUUCCCUUUUGCCUCAACAGAAUUUGAACAUUGCAGAUGCAGGUGACAGUGAUAAGGAAUCUGUCACCUCUAAUUCCAACCAGGGUGGACAGGGGGUUGAUAUUAGUACAGAUGAAUUUAUUGCUCUUGGAAAAGCAAGACUCCAGUCCCUGGAGAACUCAGAAAUUGACUUGGACGACGAAGUCUUAGAACAAAGAUCUCAUCUAGAGGCACUGAGAAAGUGGCACACAACACGGUUGGGGGAGGAGGUUUUCAUCCACCACAGAGUGAGGAGGAGUGACACAGUCUUCACUCUGUUGUCUUACAAUGUCUUGGCGCAGCAACUUUUGACGGAUAAUAAAUUUCUGUAUAGUGAAUGUCAUCCGAGUCAUCUUGAGUGGAAGUACAGAUGGGCUCUGCUUCAGUAUGAGAUACAAGAUUUAGACCCUGAUAUAAUACUGUUUCAGGAAGUCCAGGCUUCUCAUUAUUACAGUCAUUUUCUCCCGUGGUUGACUUUCAAAGGUUAUAAUGGUGUGUACAAAAAACGAACGGGUGACAAGUGUGACGGUUGUGCAAUAUUUUUCAAGACUAACAAAUUCUCCUUAGUCGAAUCUUGCUCAGUAGAGUAUCUGCAGCCAAGAGCUAGAAAGGUCCUUGACAGAGACAAUAUAGGACUUGUAGCAAAACUGGCAUCUGUUACCUCUCCUGAAUCACAGGUUUGUGUUGCUACAACCCACUUCUUGUACAAUCCAAAGAGACACGACGUGAAAUUGGCCCAGGCAAUUUUGCUCCUAACUGAGCUGGAUCGCAUUUGUUACAGAGGGGAGAAGAAUGGGGUGACCGAUUACUGUCCCUUAAUUAUAACGGGAGACUUCAACUCUGAACCUCAUUCAGCUCUGUUAGAUCUUUUUAAAGAAGGUCGUUUACGUUACGAAGGCCUGUCGUCGCGUACUUUGAAUCAGCACGGAACUGCUCCUUAUUUAGAGGCAGAACUUAUUCCUCGCUGUUUGGGUAUUACUGAUAGAUGCCAGCAUUCAGUGCUUGCUCAGAGCAGGUUCCUCGAAAACAGAUCGGGACAGUUGUUUUCACUCGCUGAUAAGAGAAAAAUUGAGGAAUCUCUGAUUCGCUUGGAAAAUUCUAGCCGUGUCCAUCAGAGACUUACUGGUGCUGGAGGCGGAAGUCUCGGGCCAGUGCCAACUGGAUGGUAUUCUCAUAGCUUUCAUUUUAACUCAGUUUACCGUCAUUACACCAAAAGAGCAGUAGAAGCUACGACAUUUCACAACAAAUGGACCUCCGUUGAUUAUGUGUUGUAUUCCAGGAUUUAUUCUCAAAACCGCGGACAAGCAAUUGAAGGAGCUCUGAAGCUUUUAGCAAGGUAUGGUCUAUUGACGGGACAAGAAGCUAAAAGAUUUGCCCCGUUGCCCUCAGCUGUCUGUCCAUCUGAUCAUUUUCCCUUAGCAGCUCAGUUUCUCUUACAAGGGAAAUAAACAUGUUCUCAGCAGGUUUAUAGUAUACAAUUGAGUGGGGCUGUGAUAUUUAUUGCACUUGUUUGAAGGGCUCAUAAUAUUAUGAGAGUACUACCAGUAUCUAAUAAAUAUAGUACUACAUAGUGAAUUUUGUAGAAAUACUGUACACAAUGAAUAGUAAUGGGAUUACUUUAUGUAAUGCUGUACUGUAUAUAAUGUUUGUUUGAAGAGUAACUGGAGCUUUGUGGUGUUUACAUACUUCUAUUAAACUGAUGAAGUGUCUAACCCACAGGGCUUGAUUGUAUAGUAGUAAUUUAUGAAAACAAAUGCACUUUAGCACUAGGUAUAGAUCUGUAGACUAGAUUAAUUGUUUGUAAAUAUCAAGAUCAUUAUGAUAUUUUGUACUAUACAUUUAUCUUUCAUAAAUAUGAAGUUAGGUCUCCUCUGUCAUUAUCCAUCUUGGCUUUGUCAGGUUUCAUUGAAGUUUCCAAUUCUGGCUUGACUUCAAGUGCAUCACAUUUAGUGCUUACUUAGAUAUUAUUCACUUUAGGUGGCUACUGUGAUGCUUUUUCGUACUAUUUACUUUUUAAUUGGGUCCUCCCCAGACUAGAUACUUUUUAAUUGGGUCCUCCCCAGACUAGAUGUGUGUCUUGUUACAGAGGACGCUGUGCACGCUGAAGGUUUUUAAUUAAAUCUUCAAUGUAUGACACCAUUUUAUGUCACUGUUGUAUGAAGUGGGCCACAGCUUAGCCAUUGUUAAUUUACUAACCAUAAAAUUCUGCAGCAAGGAAAUUUCCAAGUACGCACCGGAAGUUUUUUAACUUUGAGAGCAGUGAGGCUGGAAAUGAGAAGACAAUUACCUACUUCUAAGUGACAUCAAGAAUGGUACAACAUACUGCAUUGCAUUCAUCAGUGAUACACUUUUAUUAAUGUAAAUUCACACACACACAGAGUUACGCAUUAAGCUGCAUGGUUUGGUUAACUGUCUGACAAUAUACUUGUCUACUGUAUUAAAAGGAAUAUGUGAAGCUAGAUUUUACAAAGUAGUAUUGUCGCACACCAAAAGCUUCCUUAGAUCCCUGUACCAUUUUGUGAUAAGGACAUUGAUUGAAAAGGAGAUAAGAAGUCGGUAUAUAAGUGUAAUGGGGUAUCAAAAUUUUAAUCUUUAAUAAACAUUCAACUUUUUGUAGUAUGCUCAUAACUAAAGUCAGAUUUCCAUUGUAUGUCAUCAGUAACCCUGGGAUACCUUUUUUAAGUGAACCUGUAUGAGCUUAUAUGGAUGAAUUUGUUAUUGGGCUGCCCUUGCUUAUAGGUACACUAUUUGUAAUAAGUCUAGGUAAGUUUUUUCCUCAUUUAUAUUUUUAUGAUGAAUUGUUUCAAGUAAUGGAAAAUUCUCCUCCGAAAAGUUGGAUUAUUUUUAUUUUUUUUUUUU
Molecule: messenger RNA, 4798 nt
Organism: Macrobrachium nipponense
Lineage: Eukaryota; Metazoa; Arthropoda; Malacostraca; Decapoda; Palaemonidae
Exons: 3
Coding region: 475-3387 (970 amino acids)
Molecular function (GO): 3'-5'-RNA exonuclease activity
Source: RefSeq, a predicted model, not a curated record